Sorex araneus (European shrew) is the source of this 987-nucleotide messenger RNA. Its product is annotated as vomeronasal type-1 receptor 4-like. Gene Ontology annotation, cellular component: membrane. Lineage: Eukaryota; Metazoa; Chordata; Mammalia; Eulipotyphla; Soricidae. Gene Ontology annotation, biological process: G protein-coupled receptor signaling pathway. Gene Ontology annotation, molecular function: pheromone receptor activity. The record is from RefSeq and is a predicted model, not a curated record.
AUGGACACAAUUGUUCUACAAGAAACAAUUUGGGGAGUAUUAUUUUUCUUCCAGUUCAUUAUUGGUUUUAUUGGCAAUUUAUUGUUGCUCAUGCUAUAUGUCAAGAGCUUUCUGCAAAGAAAGAAGCCAAUAGAUUGGAUAUUUACCCACUUAACUUUAGCCAACAUGAUGACAGUUUUAUUCGCCGGGUUUCCAGAAUUAAUAUUUUUCUUUGGAAUAAGAAACUUUCCGGAUGACACUGGUUGUCAGGCAGUUUUGUUCUUGCACAGAGUAGGUCGGGGUCUUUCCCUCUGUACCACAAGUUUCCUCGGUGUGUUCCAAGCCACUGUGAUCACCAACAACCAUGCUCAGUGGGCGUGGCUCAAAUCAAACAUCUACACAUGCAUUUCUUCUGUCUUACUCUUUUUCUGGGUACUCAACAUGCUCAUUUAUAUCCAGGUCAUCUUGUCAGUGAAGGCCCUAUACAACGUUACUGGCAUCAAAAUAUUUUAUAACCAAAAAUACUGUAUGGUACACGACACAGAGAAGAUGAGAGUAUCAGCAUCAGUGGGUGGAAUGGUAAUAAGAGACCUGCUGUGUGUUCUCCUCAUGAUCUGGACCAGCGCGCACAUGGUAAAGUUCCUCUUCAACCAUCGCAAGAAUGUCCAGCACGUCCUUAGACACAGUCUCUGCUCACAGUCCUCUCUUGAGAUCAAGGCCACCCACACCAUUCUGGCCCAAGUCAGCUGUUUUGUUUUUUGUUACUUGAUCAACUUCUGCCUUACCAUUUAUGUAACAUACAGUCAUGAGGUACAAGGGUUAGAAAACAUCACUGUUUUUGUUUCUUCCUGGUAUCCAGUGAUCUGUCCUUUCUUGCUGAUAAAAAACAUAAGAGGCUCCUUUCUAAACUGCACCUUUGUAAAGAUGAGGAAAUCUUCUCCACAAACCACUGCCAUCAGAGACUUGAAUAACUCUCACACCAGCUCUGACACAAAGUGCUCAGAAUAG